AUGGCUAGUCCCCUGAUGGCUGGGCAGCUGGCCGACUUGGCGGGAAAAUACCCGGAUAAGUUUGGGAACAAUGCGUUCCUAAAAGCGUGGCCGUACGCACCACCAGCCAUUCUCAGCGGAUGCAUCAUGCUGUUGGCCUUCUUUGCUGUAUUCCUUUUCCUAGAAGAGACACUUGAGCCUUUGAAAGAUAGAUACGAUCCUGGGGUUGCCUUUUCCCGAAGAGUUCGAUACCUUUUGUUUGGGACCAAGAUUUCGAUAUCAACUAGAACAAGCCAUGAGGAUGCCACUGACGAAGAGAUGUCACAUAUGAUUGUGGAAGACUCAGACCCAUCCGAGAGGGAUUCCGAAGAGCGAAAGUCACCAAUGAAGACCGUUAAGACGACACCCAUGAUCCUGCCAACCAAGCGAAUGUUCACCAAAAACAUGUGUCUCACGCUUGUAUCAUACGCAAUCCAAGAGUACCACAUCACGACAUACAACACCCUAUGGACAAGUUUUCUCAGCGACCCGGUUGACAAAGAAGGCAAACUGAAACUCCCUUUCUUUUUCUCCGGCGGAGCUGGCAUGAAGCCAGACCAAAUCAUGUGGUCUCUUUUCAUUGUCGGAAUGAUGGGGUUGCCCACACAGUUGUUCAUCUAUCCCCGCAUCAGCCGUCGUCUCGGCACUUUAAAGAUGUGGCGCAAGUUCAUGCUUGGGAUGCCGCUACUCUACUUCAUCUUGCCUUACAUCGCAGCUAUGCCCUCGACUACGCCCCCUCCAGCCGGCAAAACUGGCUUCAUGGUGUGGUUCCUCAUCAUUCUAGUCCAAAUCAUGAUGGUGGGGACGUCCACCUUCGUGGUACCAGCACAACUUGUUCUGACCAAUCUGUCUUCGCCGCACCCAUCUGCUCUAGCACGAACCCACAGUAGCGCAUUCUUGUUGUCUGGUUUGAUGAGGUCAGCGACUUCAUCCAUAGCGGGAAUUGUGUAUAGCUACGGGUCAUCCCAUAAUAUCACUGGCUUGGUCUGGUGGAUCGCAAGUGGUGUUGCAGUCCUGGGGUGUCUAAAUAGUCGCAUUGUAAACGAAGGGAACGGCCACGAAAUCUGGCUGACUGGUGAUACUGAAUAA
This is a messenger RNA of Colletotrichum acutatum, 1107 nucleotides long. RefSeq lists its product as uncharacterized. The record is from RefSeq and is a predicted model, not a curated record. Bases 1 to 1107 code for a protein of 368 amino acids. Lineage: Eukaryota; Fungi; Ascomycota; Sordariomycetes; Glomerellales; Glomerellaceae. The transcript has 3 exons.